Rhizopus microsporus ATCC 52813 is the source of this 1372-nucleotide messenger RNA. Its product is annotated as HD-domain/PDEase-like protein. Gene Ontology annotation, molecular function: 3',5'-cyclic-nucleotide phosphodiesterase activity. The coding region runs from base 33 to 1238 and encodes 401 amino acids. The transcript is spliced from 3 exons. Gene Ontology annotation, biological process: signal transduction. The record is from RefSeq and is a predicted model, not a curated record. Lineage: Eukaryota; Fungi; Mucoromycota; Mucoromycetes; Mucorales; Rhizopodaceae.
UGAAUCCAAAAAAGAGAGUCUUAUUUGAAGACAUGCUUUUGCUUAAGCAUAACACACUUGACUUUAAUGAUUUGAUAACAAUAGAAAGACAAUAUUUACGUUGGUCAAAAUCCAGCCGUUCAUUUGUUACUACAGAAUUUAAUGUUCUUGACUACAACCGUACAGAUUUAUAUGGACAUUUACUUGGGAUGUUUGAUAGGCUUGGCGUGCUCAGCACCUUAGAUGUGACCGUAUCGCAGUUAUUGGAUUUCUUAGUUGAUGUAGAUUUGGCAUACAAUGACACUCCUUAUCAUUCAUUUUAUCACGCUGCAGAUGUUGUUUCCAUAUUAUAUUUUGCAAUGACUGAUUUAGAAGCUAAAUCUUACUUGACCCAAAUGGAGGUCGCAGUAUUAUUUGUUGCUGCUGUUUGUCACGACGUUGGUCAUCCUGGGUUCAAUAACGACUACCAAAUCAAGACAAAGAGCGAGCAUGCCAUUCGCUACAAUAACAAAUCAGUUCUAGAAUCACUCUCUAUAGACACGAGUCUCAUCUUAUUCGAGAAACACCAAAUACUAAAGACCCCAGAUCAGAUUGAUCUCUUCAAGCGAUUAAUUUUAGCCACCGAUAUGACUUUCCAUUAUGACCUUUUAGAGGAAGCACGUCAACUGGAAGAUACUCUCUACAUGUGGGACACACCUAUGAUUCAUACAUGGGAAGAACGAGAUCGUGUGAGCUUUGCAAAGAUUCUUUUACAUGCUGCGGACAUUAGCAAUACAGUGAGGAUAUGGCCCAUCUCCAAACAAUGGUCUGAUUUAAUUGUUCAAGAGUUCUUUAGACAGGGUGAUGCAGAGAAACUGGCUGGCUUACCUGUGUCACCAGGGAUGGAUCGCGAUUUUGCUACACAGGCAAGUAUCAGUCUUAAAUUCGGUGACUUUAUUGUAAAGCCCUAUUUCGAGGCCCUCUGUGCAAUCUUACCCAAGGCUAUUAUUUGGAUUGAAACAUUAGAAGAGAAUAGACUUGAAUGGGAGAAUCUCAAGGAAAACACACCCUUGGCCACAUCCAUUGGCAACUACAGUCGUAAUUCAUACGUCAGUGUACCUGCAGGUACUGUUGUCCUACCGAUGACAUUAGAAACAAGGUUAACAAAACCAAUGCCUAUCUCGCGUGCAUCCAGUCAUUCUAACAUUUUGAUCUCACCUCCACAAUCCUCCAUUUCUUCUGAACUUCGAAGAAAUAGUGUACAGCAUAUAGUAUCAUAGACAUCCUCCCCCCACUUGAAAAGAGAUCAAAAACUGUAUUUAUUACUACCACUGUUAUUAUAUUUUGUGUAUAUGUGUUGUAUGCAAACAUGAUGUAUAUUUAUUUAAUGAACUAUAGACAAAUUACUUUAAAU